UUGUCAAAAAGUCGUCAUUUCGCUGGAGAUUGUCGUGCUGUACAGUUGUGUCGUCGUCCUUGUUCUGAUUCUGCUGGUGACUGCUCCAAGUUUUUCAAAACCACUUGAUUUUCCUCGUAUUAUUAGCUCCAAAUACACAGUAUCAUCAUGUUUGAAGCAAGGCUCCUCCAAGGAUCAAUCCUGAAGAAAGCUCUGGAAGGCAUCAGGGAGUUGAUCACAUCAGGAAAUUGGGAAUGCUCAUCGGCAGGCAUCAGCAUGCAGGGCAUGGAUCCAAGCCACGUUGCACUGACUGUCCUCAUGCUCCAGAAUGACCUGUUUGAUCAAUUCAGAUGUGAUCGCAACGUGACACUGGGACUGAACCAUGCAACAUUCUCCAAGAUUCUAAAGUGUGCUGCAAAUGAUGAUAUUAUCACAUUGAAGGCUGAAGACCAACCGGACGAAUGCAACCUUUUAUUCCAGUCAGCCAACGAUGACAAGACAUCAGAUUUUAUCAUCAAACUGACAGACAUUGAUCAAGAGACACUUGGCAUUCCAGACACGGAAUAUGCAGCCACAGUCAAGGUCCCAUCCGUAGAAUUCCAGAGGAUUUGUCGAGAUCUGAGCCAGUUUGGCGACACCAUCAUCAUCUCAGUCAAGAAGGGAUGCGUCGAGUUCUCAGGAACCGGUGAAAUCGGAUCUGCUAAGAUUGCACUCAAGGAGAGCGGAAACGUUGACGAUGACGAGAAGGUUUCUGUUGAGAUGGACAAGGAUACACCAUGCAGUCUCUCAUUCGCUAGCAGAUAUCUGAACUACUACAAGGCUACAUCACUCUCAGACACAGUCACACUUCAGCUCUGUCCUGAACAUCCACUAGUUGUAUCCUAUGACAUUGGUGACAACGGCUCCCUGAAGUACUACCUUGCGCCAAAGAUUGAGGAGGACUAAAUCAUUCAAUGGCAAUUUCCAGGCUAUCAGGAUAUGAAGCUGCAAGUCGAUUUUGGUCCAAAGAACGUUUCCUAGUAGGUCUUAGUGGUGUCACUAGUACAGAGGGUUCUACCAGCAUAGUGAAGUGUACAGCAAAAAUCAUAGACUUUGGGUAUUAUCUAUUUGUGUAAAGUGAGUAGUAUACUCCACGACAUGAUUAUAUUUAUUCAUGAUUCAUCUUGUGUUUGAUGUAAAGAUCCUUCAGAUAUGAUAUUAUGUUCAAAGUCUGUGAUUAAAGGUUUCAAAUGUCUGUAAUGAUAUAGGAAUGAUUAUGUCAUCAAAUAUACCUUCUGGGUAAACAGGCUCGGGCUCGUAUUGUCAUGUACGUGAUAUAAGGAAAGCUUAUAAGACAGUCAUAAAAAAGGGAAUUUUUGUAUUCUUGUAAGAUAUAUUUAUUCCUAUGCAGGUAGAUCGGAGAUAGAGAGGAUAAGGUACAAUUUGAUACACAUGAGGCUUUUGAUUAAUGUAUCUUAGAUUAUGUCCCUCUACAUGUACACUAUAACUAUACUAAAAUACCAACAUGAUUUGUUUGGGUAAUGUUCUUUCGACCAUGAUGUGAUGAAUGUUUGUAAAUAAAUUGUUAUAUAAUAUGUGUGUAUCCUUCUACAUGUGGUAGAAGUAUUUAGCUUGAAAGUGCACUUUGCAAAUCACCAUGACAUAACAGAUGAUUGAAAGGUCUACUUUGAUUAAAGCCUUGUCGCCCUUCACCGUAACUCAUUUGUACAUUGCACUCGGGUAAUGUUAUUAAGGGUUUUUGAUCAAGCACAUUCAUAUAGAGCAGUUUGUGUGGAAAACUGGAAAUCUAAACACCAUUCUGAUUUGUGGGUUAUAACCCCAAGAAAUGAAAAUAUUCAUGUAUACUUAAUUGCUCAUUAAAAAUGUAAGCAAAAUACAAUCUCUAGAUAUUUAACGGAAAUGUAUACUGCAUCUCGUGAAAAUUAUCUGUGAUGAGGUGUACUUCAGCUUUUAUAGUUGUUCAUCAUUGAUUAGAUAUUUAUUGUAUUUAAGGUAUUGACAUUGACCAUUCAGUCAAACAUUUACCUACACUGCAGCCUGCAUGACAUCAUUAAUGUAACAUAAAAUACAGAGGCAGGUCAAACACAAAUGGCUAAUCAUGUAAUGGUCUCAAUAUUCCAGUUAUAUGCCAUGUAUCAAUUAGCAAAGUGCUAUGUUCUAAGUUUUCUCUAGUAUUGUGCAUUCUCAAUUCAAUAAAACUGUAAAUUUAGAUUGUGCAUCU
Strongylocentrotus purpuratus (purple sea urchin) is the source of this 2200-nucleotide messenger RNA. Its product is annotated as proliferating cell nuclear antigen-like. Gene Ontology annotation, biological process: translesion synthesis; mismatch repair; regulation of DNA replication. Gene Ontology annotation, molecular function: DNA polymerase processivity factor activity; DNA binding. NCBI's taxonomy places the organism in Eukaryota, Metazoa, Echinodermata, Echinoidea, Camarodonta, Strongylocentrotidae. The record is from RefSeq and is a predicted model, not a curated record. Gene Ontology annotation, cellular component: PCNA complex.